Entamoeba dispar SAW760 is the source of this 3690-nucleotide messenger RNA. RefSeq names its product trichohyalin, putative. NCBI's taxonomy places the organism in Eukaryota, Evosea, Mastigamoebida, Endamoebidae. The record is from RefSeq and is a predicted model, not a curated record. Gene Ontology annotation, biological process: actin filament organization. The transcript is spliced from 3 exons. The coding region runs from base 1 to 3690 and encodes 1229 amino acids.
AUGAAUAAACCACAAAGUAUUAACUUUGAAGCACUUGAUGAUAAUUGCCCUCCAGAACAACUACCAGAAUCAUGGAAAAUUAUAUUAAGAGAGGCUGGUGUUAAAAAGAAAGACCUUCAAAAUCCAGAAACAAGAAAGAAAGUAUAUGCUUAUAUGAGGCAAUCAGUUUAUGUUAAAAAAACCCAAGAAGAAUUAGACAAACAGAAAGUCUCUGCUCAUGACGUUAGAAGAAUGUCUGUUUCUGUAAAACAGAGAUACAAAGUCAUAGAAGGAAAACAAAGAACACAACCUAACUUUGUUUCUGCCAAACCACAAACAGACACCAAACAAAAUUCUUUCUUAAGUGCAAGACAAUCACAUGCUAAAUCACCAAAUACCACUUCUCAACAUUACAACUCUCCUCAACAUCAAAUGCAAUCACCUUCUGUGACUCCAACAAAAACGUCACAAGCUUUGUUUCAGAAAACUUCUACUUCUUCAUCAAUAAAAUUUGGUCAAACACCAACUAAACAACAAAACGAUAAUAAAACUUCAGAAAAAUCAACAAUUACCACCUCAAAAAGUCCUGAACCUCAACAACAAAUAACACCUAAACCCACUAGUUAUGGCUCUAAAACUCCUUCAUCUUUAACAACACAACCCAAAUUACAAACAAAAUCUAAUAGUAUGUUUUCAAAAAAAUCAACUAAACCAACAACUACUUCUAGCAUAACAAACUCAGUUAAACCAACAACAACUCCAACGAACAAAUUUUCUAGCUCAUCAACACCUACUGUUAGUACACCUUCUAGUAAUAAUGAAUCAUCAACUCAAAAAUCACAAAAUUCAUCAUUUACUCCUCGGGCUUUUGGUUCAAAAAUUGAUACAUCUGCAAAAUCAGGAUCAAUUAACAAUCCAACUCACUUUGUUUCUAAUCCUCAACCACAACCUGUUACAAAGAAAUCAUUCACAACACCAUCUUCCUCUACUCUUAAACAAACAACACAACCAAAUAGUUCUUCAGUGAACUCAUUUAAUAAGCCAAGUGUAGUUAAGCAAACUACUACUUCUUCAGUUAAUACUAGUAAACCACUAACACCUAAAUCACCUACAUCAUCUUUGAAUGAAAAUAAAUUAUCAACAAGUUCUCACAUCAACUCUACUAUACCAUCUCCAAUUAAACAAACACAAUCAAAAAUAUCACAACCUCUUCAAAUGAGAAAACAAUCACUAUCAUCUUCUCAACAAUUAAAUGCAGAACAAGUGAAACAACCAUUAUUUAAAACAACAACCAAUACUCAAAAACAACAACCAAGUAUUCCUAAACAAGACUCCUUCUCUCCACAACGAGUUGUUAAAUCACCAGAACCAGCUUUAAAAGACACACCACAAAAUGUUUCUAAAUCCACUGAACCUGCUAAAACAACUACUACUGUUAAAGGAAUACAAAAACAUAGUACUAACCCUGUUAAAGAAGUAGAGUCAUCAACUGUACAAGAGUCUAUUAAAUCACCAAAAGUUCAACAACCCAAUAUUGAAAAACCUAUCACAUCUAAGUACCAAUCUACUGCUAGCCAACCCAAAUUAUUGGUAAAUCUUAAGUCAUCAUCUACAAGCUCAUCUCCAUCAAAUACAAAUACUUGUGAUAAAGAAAAAGUUGAUUUAUCUAAAAUGUCAUUUGUCCAAAGACAACGAUAUUUGAGAGAACAACAAGACUUAGAAGCACAAAAAACUUCUGUAACACGUAGUGUUGCUAAGCCAACUCCCUCAUUCAAAAAAUCUCCAACACAAAGCAAUAUUGUUGAAGAAAAACAAAAAGAAGAUAUGAAACAAGAAACUAAUCAACAAACUGAAGAAGUUGAUUUGUCUAAAAUGUCAUUUGUCCAAAGACAACGCUGGGAAAGAGAACAACAAGAUAAGAGAGCAGAACAAACAACUGCAAAAUCACAUGGGUAUGAAGCAAAGUUUGCUAAACAAACAUCAACUCCUAAAGAUAUUGUUUACCAAGAUACUCAUGAAGAUGUAAAUGGUAAUAGCAAAGAACUACAACAGGGUAAUGAAGAAGAUCAAUGUAUCAAACCUUCCAGUAUGGGACUUAAAUCAAGUGCAGCUCAAAUUGUAGCCCAAAGAAAGAAAUUACCAAAGAGUGGAAAGAACAAUACUUUAACUGGAUCAGCGUCGCUUAAUGCUUACAUCCAAAGACAAGAACAAUACAAACAAGAUGAAAUUGAAAGAGAAAAAAUACGUAUGGAAAUGCAAAGAAAACGUGAAGAAAUUCAAAGAAAACAAGACGAAAUUAGAAAGAUGAGAGAAGAAACUGAAAAACAACACAAGAAAGGAGAAGAAAGAUUAAAACAAGAAGAAGAACGACUUAAGAAAGAAGAAGAAGAAAGAAAGAAAAAGGAAGAAGAACGUUUACGACAAGAAGAAGAAGAGAAUAAAAGAAUUAAAGAAGAAAGACAACGUAAAGAAGAGGAAUUAAGAAAAAAGAAAGCUGAAGAAGAAAGAAAGAGAAAAUUAGAAGAAGAAGCACGUAAACGAAAAGAAGAAGAAGAACAAAGGAAAGAAGAAGAGGAAAAGAGAAAGGUAGAAGAGGAAUUAAAGAAGAAGGAAGAGGAAGAAAGAAAAAGAAAAGAGGCUAUUGAAUUGAAAAAGAGACAACUUGAAGAAGAACGUAAAAAGAAGGAAGAAGAAAGAAAGAAAAGGGAAGAAGAAGAACGUAAAAAAGAAGAAGAGGAAGAGCGGCUCAAACAAAUUGAACAAGAAAAACAAAGAAAACUUAAAGAAGAACAAAAGAGAAAAGAAGAAGAGAUUAAACGUAAAAAGGAAGAAGAAGAGCGUAAGAGAAAAGAAGAAGAAAAACGCAAACGUGAAGAGGCAGAAAGAAAAAGAAAGGAAGAAGAAGAGCGUAAAAGAAAAGAAGAAGAGGCUAAAAGAAAAAUUAAAGAGGAAAGACAAAGAAAAAUUGAAGAAGAAAGAAGAAAAAAAGAAGAAGAAGAACAAAGAAAGCUUGAAGAAGAAAAAAAACUAUUAGAAGAAGAACAAAAAAGAUUAGAAGAAGAAGAAAGAAAGGCAGAAGAAGAAAGAAAACGUCUUGAAGCUGAAAGAAAAAGAAAGGAAGAAGAAGAGCGUAAGAGAAAAGAAGAGGAAGAAAGAAAAAGAAAAGAAGAAGAGCGUAAAAGAAAGGAAGAAGAAGAAAGAAAGAGGAAAGAAGAAGAAGAAAAGAGAAAGAAAGAACUAGAGGAAUUAAAAAAGUUAAAAGAAGAAGAGCAAAGAUUAAGACAAGAAGCGGCGCGUUUGAAAGAAGAAGAAGAACGAUUAAAACUCGAAGCUGAAAGACUUGAAAAAGAAAAAGAAGAAACUGAAAGAUUUAAGGCAUCUUUAUUGGACUCUAGUACAAAAACGUCCUCUUCACCAUCAAUUGUUGUACCACCACCUCCUCCAACAUUGAGUAUGCCACCACCUCCUCCAACGUUAAACAUAACAAGUUCACCAACAAAUACAAUGAAACCAGGUUCAGGUGCAGCAUUAUCAUUAGCAGAAAUGAUUGCAGCUAAACAAGGUAAAUUAAAAGCAACGGAAAUUGAAGAACGGGUAGUUCAAGAAGAUGAGGUUGUUUUAGCGUUAAGAGGAAUUCUUACCGCAAGAAGACAAGACACUAAUAUUUCUUCUUCUGAAGAAGAAGAUGAUGACGAUGAUUGGAGCGAAUAA